Messenger RNA from Folsomia candida, 2033 nucleotides. RefSeq lists its product as uncharacterized. NCBI's taxonomy places the organism in Eukaryota, Metazoa, Arthropoda, Collembola, Entomobryomorpha, Isotomidae. Bases 408 to 1886 code for a protein of 492 amino acids. Gene Ontology annotation, molecular function: protein binding. The record is from RefSeq and is a predicted model, not a curated record. The transcript is spliced from 8 exons.
CAUCAGAAGCAUGCCGUCUCUCCUUGUGUACAUAUUUCUUACUCAUUCCGUCCUACACUCUCAAAUUUUAAACUUGUUAAAUUCAGGCACUUCAGCUUAAAAGUUUAAAAUUUUAAAGUAUGUAAAUAUUUUCAAUUUUUUACUGAAAUCAACAAACGGUAACCGGAUAUUGUCAUCGAGUAGAAAGUGAAAUUGAGAAUUUAAAUAUAUAAAUAUAUAGGGAAGUUGUUAUAUUUAAAGAGUUGUCAGGCCAUUGAUCCGCCCAUAUAUAAAUCUGCGACCACACCAAUAAUCUACAGUCUAUUCGGAGCAGAUUUACCCAAUUUCGCUGCAUCUGCAUUAAGGUCACUAUAAAAAAUUUUGAGUUGAGGUCAAUAUUUUGUCGUUUCUCGAAGCAAAAAGCUGUAAUGAGUGAGGUGAAACAACCUGAGAACGGGAUGUUUCCUAACUGGACUUCUCCAGGAAUGCUGGAACCAAUUUGGGACUGGAGAGAAAGUCAUGAUGCUCGGAUAUCGAAUUUACUCGAGACUGGGUUUCAAAGCGAUUUAACCCUUUAUCUCGGAUCGGAUGGAGUAAAAGUUCCCGUACACAGAAUAUUUCUCCAGGCCGGCUCUCCAACUCUAAAUUUCAAGAUCAAGGUUUCGAUGGAGGACCUGGUCAUAGAAGAUGUGGAUAGUCGUGUCUUCAAGAUAUUGCUGAAGUAUUUGUACACUGGGAAAUGUAACGUGGAAAUGGGGGAUGCUCUCCAACUAAUGCUACUCGCGAAGGAAUAUGAAAUAAAUGGUUUAAGGGACCACUGCGCUGCAGUCUUAAAGGGAGACUUGACCUGUGAAAAUGUACUAGGACUUUUUCAAAGUGGGAUGGAAUACGGUCAUGGUGAUCUUAUCCAAUCAUCACUUAAAUUCAUAUGCAGGAAUGCGAGUAAAAUUUUGAGACGUGACGAAUUUUCCAAAAUGCGAUUGGAAUGUUUGAUCGAAAUAAUUCAGCAGGACUCCCUCCGGGUUAUUAGCGAGAUGGAAGUGUUUGAAACGAUAAAUCGCUGGGGCGUAGCAGAAUGCGGACGACAAUCUUUGGAUCCAGAAAAUACCGAAAAUUUACGAAAAUGCUUGGCCAAACCGCUGAAUUACAUCCGAUUUCCGUUAAUGGAUCCGGAGGAAUUCGCCUUACACGUGACAUCCAAAAAACUCCUCAACACGGACGAGUCGAUGGAGCUGCUGACCUGUUUCCUUGUGAAACCAGAUCGUAGAAAUUUGCUUCCACAUGCAAAAUUUAUAUCACGUCCACGCACUUACAUUUGUAAGGACAUCUGUCUAAAAAGGACCAUUACAGGUGGAACGAGAAUAAUUCAGAACGUUAUCGUUGGCGGAAAUGCAAACGGCGAAGAAACAAUUAUGGUUCGGGUUAAAGAAAAUGCCGUAUUGAAGUCAAUUUCAGUAUGCAAGGACAUCUUUAACGUACAUGGUAGUAACUACGUCGCCCUGUAUGAUCUAAUUCAGGCCACGAUCACAAUGUCUGAUGCAUUUCUAAAUGUCCGAACCCUUAUGGUACAAACGGACGCUGUAAAUAACGAUGAAUACUUACGAAUCGACAUCACUCCCCCUUUGCAACUUAACGUAAACGACGGUUGGGUGAAGGUCACGAUUAGGUUUUCCGGCGUGAUCGGAUAUCGCCAUUUCAAUGAAAGCAUGGCCAGCAGAGUAAAUGUGAACCUUACGCAAAGUAUAUUUCCCGCUAACGGAUAUAACAGAGUGGUUGCAAAUUAUGAGGAUUGUUUUAAGUUAAGUAUGGUAAACAGUGUGGAUUUUGUCGAUAUUAAAAGAGCAGAUUGGGAUAAUCUUUGGGAAAAGUUUGGAUUGAUUGAAAAGCUGGUAUUUGAGUUAGUUUGAUACAUACGGUUUGUAGUGAUCUUGAUUUUGUUGGGUUUGUUUCUAUAAUUUAGUAAUCCAACAUCAAAUAAAAACUGAAUUUUUAGUAUGUAAAAAUUAUUAAUUUCUUUGUACUAAGAAUGGUAAUUCACUCAACUAUAGAAUACU